AUUUUUUUCAUCAAUUAUGUUUUGCUACUCUUUUCACUUCUCUUUAUCAUCCCUCUCUUCUCCUCUCCCCCAUUGCAACUAUUAUCAACAACCCCCUUAAAAGAUAUAUAAUUCUGUUGACAGAGGCAAAGGUAUUAAACACCUCUCGAUCCCGUGAUUCGAACACGAUCGCUUAAAAAAAUGAUUUUUGCUGUGUUCCUUGCACUAUUUCUUCCAUGUGUUGGCAUGAGUAUAGUAUUUGUUGUCUACAUGUGUUUUCUUUGUUAUGCCACAACAACAAGACAUCAUCAACAACAACACCCUAAUAAUAUUCAUCAAGAACCUACAAAGGGUGUUAAAGAAAAGGGACUUUCUUCAACACAAUUGGAUAAAUUGCCUAAAGUAAGUGGCCAAGAAUUGGUUAUGGGAAAUGAUUGUGCUGUUUGUUUAGAUGAAAUUGAGAAAGAACAAGUGGCAAGAUUAAUACCAGGUUGUAAUCAUGGGUUUCAUAUUGAAUGUGCUGAUACUUGGUUGGCUAAACAUCCUGUUUGUCCUGUCUGUAGAAGUAAACUUGAGACAGAAUUGUUUGAUCCUACUAAUGAAAACAAUCCUUGUUGAAACAAAAAAGGGUAUAGUGGUACUUUUCCAUCUAUUUUUUGUUUUCUUUUCUUACAAUUUUAUUGUAAGAUUUAACACCUAAUUAAGGUGGUGUGAGAUGAUAGAGAUUCAAUCAAGAUAGAACAUUUUUCUUUUGUUUCUUCUUUUCUUUUGAUGGUGUUCUAUCUGGACACCCACCACUUUUCACCGGUCAAAGAGACCCUCUUUAAUACAUUAAGAAACGAUGUUCACAGGGGCCAGAAAGAUUCGGUCAUAGGAAUUUAGAACACCUACGUGCUGGUAAACGAAAAUCACCUCGACCGGAUCAGAGUAAACAACACAAUGUCGAAUUAGGCCGCCCUUUGCCUUGAAAGAAUUCACAUGCUCGCAGUUUUCGUUUGAUACUAGAUGGAUAAAGCAAAUAUAAGUUUUUGUUUUCUUUGUGAUGGAGUUGAAAGAUGGGGUAAAUGUCAAGUAUCGACCUGGGAUCAUAGGACUAUUCUGGAUGUACAAUGCAAUUUUGAUUGUAAAUUUUAAUUCAAUCAGGUUAAAAUUAGUCCAAAAAUACCAUUAAUAUAAUGUGUUGUUAUUUGUUUCA
This is a messenger RNA of Capsicum annuum, 1174 nucleotides long. Its product is annotated as E3 ubiquitin-protein ligase ATL23-like. The record is from RefSeq and is a predicted model, not a curated record. The coding region runs from base 181 to 597 and encodes 138 amino acids. The transcript has a single exon. Lineage: Eukaryota; Viridiplantae; Streptophyta; Magnoliopsida; Solanales; Solanaceae.